AUGGAGUUUUGGUUUCUUCUCCUUGCCUUUGUUUGCCUCUACAUUUCUUUUAAUGCACUACUAAAGCUCCUAAGCAAUAAAAGACUACCACCAAGUCCCCCAACCUUACCUAUCUUAGGGAACAUCUAUUGGCUUCUCAAAUCUUCUAGCAACUUCGCUAAUGUUGAGCCCGUUCUCCACCAUUUGCGUUCCAAGUAUGGCCCUAUUGUUACUCUUCAUAUCGGGUCUUGUCCUGCCAUUUUCAUCACUACCCACGAAGCUGCUCAUAGAGCACUUGUGAGAAAUGGUACAGUCUUUGCUGGUCGCCCUGCUGCUCUCGAAACCACCCAAAUCUUCUUUAGCAACCAGUGCACUGUUAGCUCUGCACCAUAUGACCCAAUUUGCGGUCUCCUUCGUCAAAAUCUUAUGUCCAUAAUACAUCCUUCUCGACUCUAG
Molecule: messenger RNA, 435 nt
Organism: Prunus armeniaca (apricot)
Lineage: Eukaryota; Viridiplantae; Streptophyta; Magnoliopsida; Rosales; Rosaceae
Source: the annotation of a GenBank genome assembly